AUCCGAUCUUGGCCACGUGACUUCAGGUAUUCUCCAAAUCUUUGGCUCGGGCGCCAGUCGAUCUCUAACCACAAAUUAUUGCUCGUCCAAGACAGCAUCGAAGCGCAACCGAAACUCGAGAGACUUGCUGCACUUACAACAUGAGGUGACCUGUAAUAUCUGACACCAUCUUGCGCUCUUCCUUGACGCUCACCACGCGGAGUCUAUACUCCUCGACAUGGCCUGCACCAGUCUACACAACUCCCUCCGCCAGCUCGUGCGCGAUGCAGGCCGCUCACGAGAAAUCCCAUCCUUCCUAAUUCCAGCAAUCUCUCAACCACGACAAACCAGACACAAUGCUACGCUCGCUACUGCUGCGCCGCAGUCCCGAAUUGGUCGAUCUCCCAUCACUGUACCUCCCGAAGUCUCGCUGCGAUUUUACGACCUACCCAAGACGAAUUCGCGGAGUAGGAACCCAGACACUGCAUCUACGGUCGUCGAGGUGACCGGUCCUUUAGGAAAACUGACUGUACCAUUACCACCAUACCUCAGGACAGAACUCGAUGAAGCUGCGAAUAAGAUUAAUCUCAACGUCAACGAUGCAUCAGAACAGCAUCAGCGCUCGAUGUGGGGGACAAUGCGCGCCCUUAUACAAAAUACCGUUUCCGGUGUGUCGGAAGGCCAUCUUUGCAUUAUCCGAAUGGUGGGAGUCGGUUACCGUGCAACGAUUGAAGAUACAGCCAUUACGAAAAAGCCGGCCUACCCUGGCCAAAGAUUUGUCAACUUGAAAUUGGGUUACGCACAUCCCAUCGAAAUGCCGAUACCACAGGGCGUCAAGGCAAGCGUGCCGCAACCGACGAGAAUCCUGCUGGAAGGUUGUGAUAAGCAGGUCAUCAAGCAAUUUGCGGCAGAGAUCCGCGUAUGGCGGAAGCCAGAACCGUACAAGGGAAAGGGUAUAUUUGUCGACGGUGAGACGAUACGGCUGAAGGCGAAGAAGAUCAAAUAGAGCGAGC
This is a messenger RNA of Exophiala viscosa, 992 nucleotides long. RefSeq names its product 50S ribosomal protein L6. Gene Ontology annotation, molecular function: rRNA binding; structural constituent of ribosome. Gene Ontology annotation, cellular component: ribosome; mitochondrial large ribosomal subunit. Bases 218 to 985 code for a protein of 255 amino acids. Lineage: Eukaryota; Fungi; Ascomycota; Eurotiomycetes; Chaetothyriales; Herpotrichiellaceae. The transcript is spliced from 2 exons. Gene Ontology annotation, biological process: translation. The record is from RefSeq and is a predicted model, not a curated record.